This is a messenger RNA of Schistosoma margrebowiei, 1362 nucleotides long. NCBI's taxonomy places the organism in Eukaryota, Metazoa, Platyhelminthes, Trematoda, Strigeidida, Schistosomatidae. The record is from the annotation of a GenBank genome assembly.
UUUCAAGGGAGAAAAAAAAGCUUCAUCGAAAUUUUCUCCGUAUAUACCCAUUAUUUAUUGAAUAUUGAAGGGUUCAAGUUGAAAGUGAUCGAUUUGUUUGUUUAUUUCUCUUUUCUUUUUUUUGAUUCUCUCAAAAUAUAUUUCACACAUAAUCAAUACAGAAAGUUUUGUGUCAUAGAAGUAAAUUCAUAAAAAGAAGGGAAUAAAGGAUCUUUUUGUUUUCUUUGAAAAUAAUUUCUACUUUAACCAAUUCAAAGAAAAAUGAAUUUCACUGAAGUAUUAAAGAAAAUUCCAACACCACAAGUUUCAAUGCCACAAAUACCACAAAUGAGUAAAUUUGGAAUAAAUAAUAAUAAAGAAGAUAUAGGAAAAGCUCCAAUGAAUAUGACACAGGAGGACAUGCAACAAUUGAUUCAUUACAUUGGUGAAUCUGUUCUUAUUCCAGAGGAUGGAGCGUUUAUUGCAUUGUGGAUUCUUACUCUCAUUGAUCAUUGGAAUAAUGAACAUGAACGUUUAAUUGUAUUAACUGAAAGAAAUUUCUAUAUAUUAAGAUAUGAUUUUCUUCAAUGUCGUGUACGUGAUAGUCGUCGUGUAGGUCUUGGACAAUUGAUUAGUGUUAUAACUGGACCACUUGUAUUUCCAGCAAAAUCAUUAAUGCCUAUACGUAGUUCACCUGGUGUUCAAUUAAAAUGGGGGGAUGAAAAUGAUGUAAAAAUUACACAGAAAUGGAAUCCAUUAUGUCGUAGUUUACCUUAUGCUACAUUAACUCAUCAUCCACUUUAUUCUAAACGUGAUCAAUUACCAUCAAAACAAGUGAAUGUACCAGGUGCCGGUUAUGAAGAUUUAUCGAAUCCAGUAUCUGUAUACGAUGUGAAUAAUUUUCUUACAGCAUUACGUGAAGCUUGUUCUGGUAUGAAUAUUCAGUUUACCAAUGGUGAAAUUGUCAUUGAAAGUUAUGGUAAUUUAGGUAGUGUAGUAUUUAAUCAAAGUAAUUUGGGUUUUGCUAAACCAAAACCACCUACAUCAUGAUCAUCUACUAUAUAAUGUCAAUAUUGAUUAAACAAAUUAUAAAAUAAAAUAAAAAUGCAUUUCCUAUAAACAAUAAUGACAUAAUAUUAUCUACGAAAGUUCGUUAUUCUCUUCAGUAAUUUCUUCUUAAAUAAUCCUUAGUAUUUUUUCUCUCUCUCUAUAUGUCUCUUCCUUAAUCAAUAUAAAUCGGAUCAUAAUGGUCAUGAAUGACUUAUUAACAAAAAAAAAAAAUAGUUUGAUUUGUACUCACUUAAAAUAUGAUAAUCUUCAAUUUUAGUUUAAACUUUUAUACUACUUAUUUCUGAAAUUAGUAGAUGUCAUUAUAAAACUACA